AUGGCUUUGGUUCCAGAAGUCCUCUGGGCACAGCGCUCCUCCGCAACCGACCCCGAGAAGAACUAUCUCUACGUAACCAUCACCGUACCCGAUGUGCAAGCCGCGAACCUCAAGCUGGACGUCAAGCCCACAUCCGUAAAGUUCGCCGGGCACUCUGACUCCCUAAAGAAAGACUACGCCCUCGAGCUCGAGCUCUACUCGGAGAUCGACGAGGGGCACACAAAGGUGAACCACACGGCCAAGAACGUGCAGCUGGUCCUGAGAAAGAAGGAGCUGAAAGAGGAGUUCUGGCCACGUCUGUUGAAGGAGGCGAAGAAAGUGCACUUUUUGAAGACGGAUUUCGAUAAGUGGGUUGAUGAGGAUGAGCAGGAAGACGCUCCUGAGGAUGAUCUAGCUGCAGGAGGUAUGGGUGGAAUGGGUGGUAUGCCAGGAAUGGGUGAUAUGAGCUCCAUGAUGGGCGGCGCCGGUGGUGAUUUUGGUGGAAUUGAUUUCUCUAAGCUUGGCGGAGCAGGAAUGGGUGGUGAGGAGGGCGAGGAAGAGGGAGAGGAUGAGGAUGACGAGGAUAUGCCAGAGCUUGAGGAAGACGACGAAGCAGCUUCUUCAAGCAAACCUACCUCCAAGAUUGAGGAGGUCAACUGA
This is a messenger RNA of Glarea lozoyensis ATCC 20868, 639 nucleotides long. RefSeq names its product HSP20-like chaperone. Gene Ontology annotation, molecular function: Hsp90 protein binding; protein-folding chaperone binding. Lineage: Eukaryota; Fungi; Ascomycota; Leotiomycetes; Helotiales; Helotiaceae. The coding region runs from base 1 to 639 and encodes 212 amino acids. The transcript is spliced from 3 exons. Gene Ontology annotation, biological process: protein folding; chaperone-mediated protein complex assembly. Gene Ontology annotation, cellular component: cytosol; nucleus. The record is from RefSeq and is a predicted model, not a curated record.